Fundulus heteroclitus (mummichog) is the source of this 3370-nucleotide messenger RNA. It is a transcript of the gene oxnad1, whose product is annotated as oxidoreductase NAD-binding domain containing 1. The transcript has 8 exons. NCBI's taxonomy places the organism in Eukaryota, Metazoa, Chordata, Actinopteri, Cyprinodontiformes, Fundulidae. The coding region runs from base 162 to 1133 and encodes 323 amino acids. Gene Ontology annotation, molecular function: oxidoreductase activity. Gene Ontology annotation, cellular component: mitochondrion. The record is from RefSeq and is a predicted model, not a curated record.
GGCGCUGGUAAACUAAAUGUCAGGGAUGUCAUCUGGCCGAAGAAGUCAGCCUUCCCAAAGCAACUUGUGUCAUGUAAUCCUAACAUGCCAAAGGUUAUUACAGCUGUAGUGGAGAAAGAAAUGACCGAGGUUUAAGCGGAACACGGUUUGGCGUUGUUCAGAUGUUGUCUGUUCUGACAGGAAGCCGGGCAGCGAUGAGCGCCCCCUGUUGGUUCAUCCGUAGCGCUGCGCGAAGCCUCAGCCGCCAGAGUCCUGCUACUGCUCCGCUGUGCUGGCGGCUGCUGCUGGGGCCCGGGUCUGCAAACAGAAGAAGCAUGUCCUCGAAGAGACAGAUGGACCACUUGGAGAGGACGGCGAGCAACUACAGACAAAAUGCGCUGUAUCCAGCUCAGGUCUGUGGGAUCGUGGACGAAUCGGAAACGGUAAAGAGACUGAGGCUAGCCGUCCAUCCAGACUUCAGCUUCAAAGCGGGACAGUGGGUAGACUUCUUCAUCCCCGGUGUGGAGAAGGUGGGCGGCUUCUCCAUGUGCUCCAGCCCCGGUUUGUUGCAGAGGGAGGGUGUCGUCGAACUGGCUGUCAAGUACACCACACAUCCCCCAGCACACUGGAUCCACACUGUGUGUGCAGUCGGCUCUCGCGUGGCCAUGCGCGUCGGCGGGAACUUCUACUUCGACCCGCUGCCCUCGGAUCCGUCGGCGGAUCUGCUGCUGGUUGCGGGCGGCGUGGGGAUCAACCCGCUCUACUCUAUUCUGUUGCACACUUCAGAUCUGCUGCGCCUCAGCCGGUCCUCUGGCGGCCGGGACUACCGCGUCGGCUCUGCCCACCUCUGCUACAGCGCCAAGAACACGCAGGAGCUGCUCUUCAAGAGCUCCAUCGUUGAGAAAUGCGCCGAGUUUCCUGACAAGUUCUCCUGCAACUUUCACGUCACGCAGCAGAGGGCAGAGGUCGAGCCGCGCCUUCAGCCCUUCGUCAAAAGUGGGAGAAUCACAGAGGAGGAGUUGCAGGCCAAGGUGGACCCACAGAGGACUUUGUGUUACCUGUGCGGACCCCCACCGAUGAUAGAGGCGAUUUCUAACACCCUCACGGGCCUCGGCCUCCCGAAGGACAGGAUUCUGUUUGAGAAGUGGUGGUAGGACCGACGGGAUGUUUCCAGAGGUUGCCCUCCUGGCUCUUGGUGGUCCCCAGACGGAGGACGUAUGGACUGCCAAACAAAAAUGGGUCCUCUCUACUCUGCUGUGGCGAUCCAUGCAAGGUCCCUGGCACCACUCCUGACCCAUGAACUAAAUCAAAGACUGAAUAGAUCUGAUUUCCUGAAAUACAGCCAGGAAAACAUCUGCAACGUAAAUGGCAAAUUCUUGUACAGAUUUCUAGCAAAUACUAAUUUAAAGUGGGAGAAAGAAGUGAGAGAUUUGUGACGAUAUUUGCACACUGCAGCCAGGAUUGCGCUGUCCGGUGCUGCCGCAACUUUCCGUUUAGUGAGGGAACACGUUUUAUACAGAAACAGAUUUUAAGGAUGUGCUGAUCGCAGAUUUGUGGCGCAUUUCCACGCCGUGAUGCGCUGAUGCUCCUUUCAGCCAGUUCCAAUUUCUUAGUUAUUUACAGAGCUCAAAAAGGUUUCUUUAUGGUGUCACAGCAGCCAUUCUUCAUUAGUGUUGCAUAGAUCAGGAGUUGACAUUUUAGCGUCUUAUAUUAGCUGCUAAAUCCAGCGUAUUCCAUGAAGCUUAAAAAGUAAAACAGCUUUACUGGAUCAUAUAUAGCCUCAAAAAUCCCCUGAGGUCUAAUUCUGAGUCCAUAGAAAUGAAUUUUCUCUUUAAUAGCUUCUUGGACCUCUUUACUUCCUGACAAUAGCCAACAUCUUCCGUCAGUGACAACUUCCACACUGAAUAGCAGCUUCCCUGCCCAGAAAAAUAGUUUGCGACCGGCUAAUGUUACCUGUCGAGCUGAAAGUCGUCCAACUUAUAAUUAGUUGACUUCUCUGCAUCGCUAAUUUAUUUAUUUCUCUUUGAAGGGUAGAAACUAGAUUGCAGUUUCAGGGUGGGCUGUUUGCCCCACCAUUUCAAUAAAAGUGUUGUAAUGAAAUCUGAGCCCUGACUGUAAUACUCACACCAUGUUAACCAGGAGCUAAAAUCUAAACCUAAUGUCCCAAAUAAAAAAAAAAAUGUUGUAGUUUCUAUGCCAAAAAGAAUGACUGCUAAAGUAACAAUUUCAAACUAUUUUGGCUGAUGAGCUUGAUUUCUUCCUUCAGAGUAAUUACAUCUCACAUCAUCCAAGUGAAACCUUAACAGUCUUCCACGCACUUGGCCAGCGCCGCACUCUGUUUUCCUCUCACACACACACACACACACACACACACAGCGCUCAUCUGCGCAGUCUCCUCUUCUCUCACACAUCUUCCACAUCAGCGAGCGCUUUUCCAUCACAGGGCAGGUUAAGCGUCCCACGGCGCUCCGUAAUGGAAGCUCCAGGUGGUCUCUGAUUGGCACGGAUCACCGGGCGUCCCUCAGAGACGGCGGCGAGCUCCCCGCUCGGGGUUGUCAUUUUUCCCGUUCAUGAAGAUAACGUGGAAUUGAAAUGGAAAAGGAAAGAAAAAAAAAAAAGACCCAACAACUUUGAGGCAGUGCGGUUUUUAAACGCUUUAUUGACCCUCUUGUUAAACCAAGACAUGACUGUUACACCACUUACGCACUUCACAGGCAGUUCAGGAAACAAAGAAACAGCUGAUUUCUAAAUGACAUUCUUGGGUCACUUAUUGCAAGGAAAACUGCUCCAAUGCCUGCAGCUUUCCAAAAUGUUACGGUUUAUAGAGCAGAAACCACACAGGUGGUACUUUUGAAUGCUGAGUACAAGAACUGAAACAUUUUAAAAUGUCCUUCUUUAGUUUUUGUAUUUUGCCAAUACAUGUGUUGGUAAUUAGUCUAUAUUAACAGUUUUUGGUUAAUUCUUUGGAGCAUUUCAACUCCUGCUUACUGAAAGGAAACUUUUUUUAUUCCCACAUUAAAGAACUGAAGUGGUGAAUCUAGAACUAUACUGCUCUCACGAUCUCAAAUCCCACAAGUACGACUAAAAUAUUGAUUAUCAACAUGUCAGAGGAGCUCUGGUCAUCUGGAACAUCAGUAAACCCCAAAGAAAGGAUUUUUGUCAGUUCCAACUUUUAAAUGAUCCGUCUUUACUUCCGACUCCACAAACAUUGUCAUUCCAGAACUGGAUUAGAUAUUUUAUGAUCAUUAUCGUGUGGUAAAGACCAGUUUGGCCAUUAUUUUUAUUUAGUUAAUGAAGGUUCUCCCUUUACUCCUGCUUUGACAGGGAUGGUUGUACUUCCUGGAGUUUGUUUUUCACUGAACCUAAUUCCUGCUAUUAAAAAAAAAAAAAA